This is a messenger RNA of Maniola jurtina (meadow brown), 4369 nucleotides long. RefSeq names its product AMP deaminase 2. Gene Ontology annotation, cellular component: cytosol. The record is from RefSeq and is a predicted model, not a curated record. Gene Ontology annotation, molecular function: AMP deaminase activity. Lineage: Eukaryota; Metazoa; Arthropoda; Insecta; Lepidoptera; Nymphalidae. The coding region runs from base 75 to 2372 and encodes 765 amino acids. The transcript is spliced from 17 exons. Gene Ontology annotation, biological process: IMP salvage; AMP metabolic process.
CUGUUCACGCUAGUAUCGGCUUCUAACGCAUUGCGGACGGUUGUUUACGUUACGUUGCGAAAGAUAUUAUUGUUAUGGCCGCCGGGUUUGUAGGAUCAACCAAGAGUUUUCCGUUUUCCUUCGACAUGGAUAUUGAGGAAGAGGAGCCGGGAAGGAACACUCCACAUCUCAACAAGAGAAUAGGUAGCGAGUCUCCUACAAGUGCAGUGGGGGCGGAGGCGCCCCGGGAGCUCCCCAACGAGCUGUCAGCGCCCUACGAGGUUCCCCAGUUCCCCAUAGAGCAGAUCGAGAAGAAGCUACUCAUACAAAGACAGCUCAAUGUCAAGGCAGCAGAAUGCGGGCAGUCCACGCGCUCGUUCGCCGGCAGCGAAGCGGGCGGAGUUGCGGGGGUGUUCGACGAGACAUCCAGACUGCGCGUCGACGACGACGACUUCGAGGUCAUCCUGCCGCACUUCCAACGCGUGGCCAUCAGCGGGGAAGACACCUCUGGAGUCCCACUGGAAGACCUUCAGCAGGCGUCGUCGUACCUGGUGCAGGCGUUGGAGAUCCGCAAGCGUUACAUGGACAUGUCGCAGCAGAGCUUCGCCACCAUCACCACGCGCUUCCUACGCAGCAUGGACGCGGACGCGCCUCCCAACCACACGCCCGGCAUUAAAGUGCCCAAGAGCCAUAUUGCUGAUCACAUAGUCCACCCUCCAUUCAAAGACAAGGACCCAUGGGAGUGUCCGAUGCCCGAAGCGAAGGGCUACAUCAUCAAGUCCGACCGAGGCGUGUUCAACUUGUACCGGAAAACGGAGAAGGGCGAGGAAAGGGUUCCAUACGAAUAUGUAGACCUUACGCAAUACAUCCAGGACAUGAAUGUUAUGUGCACUAUGAUUGCGGAUGGGCCACUCAAAUCGUUCUGCUACCGAAGAUUGUCGUACCUGUCGUCCAAGUUCCAGCUGCACGUGCUACUUAACGAGCUUCGGGAGCUCGCCUCACAGAAGGCCGUACCUCAUCGUGACUUCUAUAAUAUACGAAAAGUGGACACACACAUUCACGCAGCUUCAUGUAUGAAUCAAAAGCAUUUGCUUCGUUUUAUCAAGAAGACAUUAAAAAAUCAUGCAGAUGAAGUGGUGACAUUGCACAAGGGCACUCCAAUGACACUAAAAGCGGUGUUCCAGUCCAUGAACCUCAGUACUUAUGACCUCACAGUCGAUAUGCUAGACGUGCAUGCGGAUCGUAACACGUUCCAUCGCUUUGACAAGUUCAAUGCGAAAUACAACCCCAUCGGGGAGAGUCGUUUGCGCGAGGUGUUCCUCAAGACUGACAACUAUAUGAACGGGAAAUACUUCGCCAGGAUCAUUAAGGAAGUGGCAUCAGAUUUAGAAGAGAGCAAAUAUCAGAAUGCAGAACUAAGGCUGUCAAUUUAUGGCAAGAGUCCGGGAGAGUGGGCGAAGUUGGCUAAAUGGGCAAUACAGUACGACGUGCACUCUAACAACGUACGCUGGUUACUGCAGAUCCCGCGUCUAUACGAUAUUUUCAAGUCUAACAAGAUCAUGAACAACUUCCAAGAAUUCCUCAGCAACAUCUUCCAGCCGCUGUUCGAAGUCACCAACGAUCCAAAUAGUAAUCUUGAGCUCCACAAAUUCUUAACGCAUGUAAUCGGCUUCGACAGUGUAGAUGACGAAUCUAAGCCCGAGAACCCGAUGUUAGACGCGGAUGUGCGCAUCCCAGCUGAUUGGAAUGAUGAAGAGAACCCUCCCUACGCCUACUACCUCUAUUACAUGUUUGCCAACAUCACGGUACUCAAUCACUUCCGCAAAGAGCAAGGUCUAAACACGUUUGUGCUGCGGCCUCACUGCGGAGAGGCAGGGCCGGUGCAGCAUCUCGUGUGUGGGUUUAUGCUCGCUGAAAAUAUUUCCCACGGACUGCUUCUGAGAAAGGUGCCAGUUCUGCAGUAUUUGUACUACCUGGCCCAGAUCUCCAUUGCGAUGUCUCCUCUCAGUAACAACUCCCUCUUCCUCAACUACCACCGCAACCCUCUGCCAGAGUUCCUCGCGCGCGGCCUCUGCAUCACUCUCAGUACUGACGACCCUCUACAGUUCCACUUCACCAAGGAACCUCUGAUGGAGGAGUACAGCAUCGCGGCGCAGGUGUGGAAGCUGAGCUCAUGUGACAUGUGCGAGCUAGCGCGCAACUCCGUGCUUAUGUCCGGCUUCCCGCAUGAGAUGAAGCAGUACUGGCUGGGUCCGUACUACCAGAAGGAGGGCGUGGCGGGCAACGACAUCACGCGCACCAACGUGCCCGACAUCCGCAUCUCCUUCCGCUACGAGACGCUGCUCGACGAGCUCACCAACAUAUUCAAGGAAGGAAUGUCGACACCACGAUAGACGCAUCAACACGAGAGCAAAGGAUGCGAACAAUUCGAUGCUAACGUUGUGAACUAAAAUGUAAUCCUAACUUAUAUAAUUAUAUUUAACAUUUGUUGUUUUCAAAGCACCUUGUAAGGUUGCCCCAAUUAUGAUAAGGAUGGGAGCCCCUUUCUUAAAGAAAUAUGCUGUAAAUAUCUUAGAGUAUUAACAUUUAGGUAAGUAGGUACAGUUUUUUAGAAUUGAUUGAAGUUGAAACUUUGCAACCUUAACAUAUUUUAGUUUAGAGAUUUUGAACACCCGAAUUAGCAUCACUAAUUUAAGAAACUAAAUUUCGUUUUUUUUACAAUAAAUUUUUAUAUCCAUUUUGAGUGAUCGCUACUCACUAAUCAGUAAAAAACGCUUUAUUUUUACAACGUAACUAUGCUAUGUUAAGAAAGGGGCUUUACAAUAUAAUAUUUUAAGAUUUCCGUCAAUGUGAUAAUUCGGACUGUAAGAUUGAAAGUGCCAUUUUGCGGUAGUUAGUGUUCCCUGCUAUGGCGCCUAGGUUACCUAGGUAGGACUUAGGUAUAGAUGACUGACAAUAUUUUCUCACCAAGAUCUGCCUUUAAAGCAUGUAGUUUUUCCUCUAAUAAGAACUCCAUAACAUACAUUUUAAGAAUUUCUUAUAUGCAAUAUCACUAAUUGUCUGUGCUCGUAUAGUAUUAUAGACGUUCACAGACAAGCAUUUAACUUAAUUAAGAAGUUCUUAUAAUGUAAAGAAGUCAUAAGUUCCAUCAUGUUAUUUCUAGCAUCCCUGAAGAUGUUUGUAAUUAUCUAAUACCUAUCUCGCUAAAACACAAAAUGUCAUGUGAAGGUGCAAACACAUAACCUAGCCUAGCUGGUGCUGUGCAAGUUUAUUUCGUGUCGUAAUGGUUAUUUUAGUUGUACAAUACGGACACAAAAAAAUAAGAAUCGAACUAUUAUACUUAAUCAAACGAGAUGUUACUUCUUUCUCUUUAGGUAACAGUUAAAGCCUUUUCUUAGGGUCCAAGUUACAGCUAUAUCGCAUAACCAUGAUACGACAUAGGCGUUCAGAGAGCUAAAGAUCUGGACACUCUCUAAUUGGUGUAGUUAUGUGUGUAUCGUCGCGCGAGAUUGUGUUGUAACUUAAUGCAACACAGCACAACAGGGUAAUGUGUUUGCGUCUUUAAAACAUUUGAACUAAUCACUUUCAGGCUGCUAAUUUCAACCUUUUUAUAGAUUCAGUUAUAAUGAUCAUUGUAGUUCACGUACUUUUAACUGAGUAGGUACCAUAGCGUAGAAUUAACCAUAGGCAAGUACUACAUAUUUUAUGUGAAAAUCUAAUGAAUCUUUGCUUACGGAUCUAAUUUUUUUAAUUUUUUGUACGUUUAUUAUUAAUACCUCCAUAAGGUAAGCUAAGUAAACUAUGUUUGACAUUUAGGUGAUACAUGGGUGAUACUCACCGUCAUUUUGUUUAAUAACGUACCAAUUACGUACCAGUUACGUACGUAACCUAAGUAAAUGACGAUCAUUCUCAAACAUUGAGUUUGUGUAAAUAAGAUUAUUUUGAUAAAACGUUAUUUGAAAUUUAUCAAUGUUUUCAUUUGUUGUUAUGGAUUUAUAUUUUAUAAUAUUCCAUUUUUUUGUGAUAAAUACUUACGUACUUAUUUACUGAACUCUACUCAGAUACACGAUAACCUUAUUUUUUUUAUCCAUAAUAAUUUAGACCCGAUGUUCUCUACUAAUUUGAAUACAUAAUAUCUACUGGGUAGAUAAUAAUUUUGUUUAUCUCUUAAGACCAACUUUACCAAACCUGACAAAAAUAACCAUGUAAAUGUUAUAAAUAUAAGAUUAUUGCAUUUCAAAUUGACACUAUACAAAGUAUAUGUAUAAGAAUUUGUCGAUGUAUCAAUUAUAUACUUUUACACUAUGUAUAAUAGGUAUACAUAUAAAAUGAUUACGUAAUAGAAGAGUGAAUAUUAUCAUGUUGUUGGAAAUAAAUUUUCUCAUUUGAA